This is a messenger RNA of Callithrix jacchus (white-tufted-ear marmoset), 2731 nucleotides long. NCBI's taxonomy places the organism in Eukaryota, Metazoa, Chordata, Mammalia, Primates, Cebidae. The record is from RefSeq and is a predicted model, not a curated record.
AAGCCCGAGAGCCACUCCCACACAUGACCCUCUGGUCUCACUCAUGGCACAGUCCUCAUUUCACCAACUGGCAUUGCCUGUGGGCAGAGUCAGGACCAUAGCAAGUGCUUGCUGCCCCUCAAAUUUCAGACAGAGAGUGAAUUCAUGACUCCACCUGAGAGACUGCGCUUGCAAGCUUCCCAGAAAACAGCCCUUGCAGGACAAAGAAACGCACAGUGCACCCUGGACCUGCUUCUUCUUCCUGCAACGCCUCAAGUGAAAACACAGCCCAGUAGAAGACAAGGCUCCCGCGUUCUUCAUUUCACCAACUUCAAUAUAGGAAGAGCUCAUAUAGCAACUGCCAGUGAUUCCGAAUGAAGCUGGAAUCGAUCCAUUGCCCUUUGUUCGCUCCCUUCCUCUCUAUGCAGGCCCUGGGAAGUACAGAGACGCGGUCUUAACCAAGUCCAUCGGGGUGUCCAGUUUCAAUCACAAACUGCUGGUACUGAUCCUCAACAAGCCAGGACUCAGGUGCAAGCCCACCUGCAACCAGCAAAUAGAAGCAACCAGGGCACUGCAAUUGUGACUACUCCAAGACACUCAAUCAUGAAUGAUGCAAAUGACAAUCGUGUUCUAACCUGCCGUUCAAGGGAGAAUAAAAUAAAAAUUAUCCCACAUGAGGAUUAUUCACCUGUUUAUAUAUAAUCAGAUGAGAAACGGUUGAACCGAAUUCAGUUUUUAUCACAGCUUGUGAAAAACUGCCUCUGUACCCCAUCUCACAUGCCAUUGGUUAAGCAGCAGACAGUGUGACCAGGGGCGUUGCCAGCUCAUUGCUCUAAUAGCCUGUGACGGAGAGAAGGAGGGAGAAAGAAACAUUUGCCAGCCAGGCCGGUGCCAGAAAUGGAUUCGAAACAUCGGUGUAUGAAGCUGAAUGAUGGUCACUUCAUGCCUGUCCUGGGAUUUGGCACCUAUGCACCUGCAGAGGUUCCUAAAAGUAAAGCUGCAGAGGCCACCAAAUGGGCAAUAGAAGCUGGGUUCCGCCACAUUGAUUCUGCACAUUGUUACAAUAAUGAAGAGCAUGUUGGACUGGCUAUCCGAAACAAGAUUGCAGAUGGCAGUGUGAAGAGAGAUGACAUAUUCUACACUUCAAAGCUUUGGUGCACUUCCCAUCGGCCAGAGUUGGUCCGACCCGCCUUGGAAAGGUCCCUGAGAAAACUUCAGCUGGACUAUGUUGACCUCUAUCUUAUCCAUUUCCCAGUGUCUCUAAAGCCAUCGGAGGAGCUGAUCCCAAAAGAUGAAAAUGGAAAAAUACUACUUGACACAGUGGAUCUCUGUGCCACGUGGGAGGCCAUGGAGAAGUGUAAGGACGCAGGGUUGGCCAAGUCCAUCGGGGUGUCCAAUUUCAACCGCAGGCAGCUGGAGAUGAUCCUCAACAAGCCAGGGCUCAGGUACAAGCCCGUCUGCAACCAGGUGGAAUGUCAUCCUUACCUCAACCAGAGAAAACUGCUGGAUUUCUGCAAGUCAAAAGACAUUGUUCUGGUUGCCUAUAGUGCUCUGGGGUCCCACCGAGAAAAAGCAUGGGUGGAUCAGAACUGCCCGGUUCUCUUGGAGGACCCAGUUCUUUGUGCCUUAGCAAAGAAGCACAAGCGAUCCCCAGCCCUGAUUGCCCUGCGCUACCAGCUGCAGCGUGGGGCUGUGGUCCUGGCCAAGAGCUACAAUGAGCAGCGGAUCAGAGAGAACAUGCAGGUGUUUGAAUUCCAGUUGACUUCAGAGGACAUGAAAACCAUAGACGGCCUAAACAAAAAUGUUCGCUAUAUAACCCUUCAUGUUCUUGCUGACCACCCUAGUUAUCCAUUCUCUGAUGAAUAUUAACAUAGAGGGUGUCUUAUGAGGUCUACCAGAAGGUCCUCCAUGUGGAUGGUGACACAGAGGACAUCUCUACGCUGGUGACUGGACACAUUGCCUCUGGUUCAAUCCCUCCCGCUUGGCAACUUCAGCAAGCUACAGCAAAGCCCAGUGAGCAGAAAAGAAACACAAUGAAUUUUAUUUUUCAUUUUGAAAAAGUUAAAUGCUGUCUCCUAAAGAUUCUUCACCUACUUGGAUCUCCAGAACUUGUAUGCUUUCUUUCCUUCCGACACAUUAGUGCCCCUAAAUUGUGAUUUUCCUAUAAGUUGAGGACUGGGGGUAGGAGGUGAUAACAACCAUUUAAGAUUCAUUUCUGGGGUGGGAGUGGGAAAUUCACUUUUUUCUGGGAAAGGGGCAAGGUGGUUAUCAGUCAGUGCCUCUCUAGCUCUUGUAGAAAGAAGCACACGCAGCAUAGAGUCUGGAGGGCGAGCAAUAUCGACAGGGUGAUUGGCAAUCUGUGGGCUUUCUCUAGCGGCGUGAGGGUUAGAGCUUCCGGAGACUUGGGAGGAGGCAUCCCUGUGGGAGGGGUGGUUAUGGAGGUGGGAGGGCACCCAUCGGGAAAAGUGAUUAUGAGUCAGGUAUGUGGAGGUUUCAUAGGAGAGAGUCGAGCACACCUCCGCUUGGAAAAAUACAUCAGCACUCUUUAAUUUGAUAAUUAUGUCUUGUUCAUAAAAGGAAAGUUUCCACAAUGUUUCAGCAAACCCCACAGAUGAGGGUCAGGCCUGGCCCUUCAAUGUGUGCCCAGUUCCGGCAUUAACCCUGUUGGUCUGCGGUGGGGCAGGACAUCAAAGACAUACUGAUCACAUUCCCCUGAAUAUCUCAUAUUAAAAAAUAUUCUUAGAUUCUAAAA